UGCGGAUGGUGAUUAGACAUCAUGAAGAGCAGAAGCAGAAAGAGGAACGCGCCAAACGGGAGGAACAGGCCAAAUUGCGCCGCAUUGCCUCGUCAAUCGCCAAAGAGGUCAAGCAGUUCUGGAGCAAUGUAGAGAAGGUUGUUCAAUUUAAACAGCAGUCACGUCUGGAGGAGAAGCGGAAAAAAGCCCUGGACCUGCAGCUGGACUUCAUAGUAGGCCAGACAGAGAAGUACUCGGACCUGCUGACCCAGAGCCUCAAUGAGACCCUUCCAGUUACCAGUAAGACCAGCAGCUCCCAUGCUGGCUCUACUGCCUCUAGCCCACCACCUCCCAGUCAACUUAUUGAGGAUGAAGAUGGCGAUUUCCAACCCCAUGAAGAAUCAGAUGAUGAGGAGACAAUUGAGGUGGAGGAGCAGCAAGAAGGGAAUGACUCAGAGACUCAGCAAAGGGAGAUUGAACUACUGAAGCAAGAGGGUGAACUGCCUCUGGAGGAACUACUGCAAUCGCUGCCUCCCCAGAUCCUGGAGAACUCCUUCAGUACAUCCCCUUGUGCCUCCAGCUCUGACAAUGAGGAAGAAGAGGAUAGUGAAGAGGAAGAAGAGCAGGAAGAAAAAGACAUCUCCAAGAAUCUAAAGGAAAAAACAAAGCCUGUUGCUCAGAGGAAUAAAAACCCUUGGAAGCCUGAUGAGGAAGAUGAGGAGUUCACUGCCAAUGAAGAUGAAGCUGAAGAUGAAGAAGAGACAAUAGAUGCAGAAGAAAGGCUGGAAGGGAAUGUGGAUCAUAGCAAAGAGCUGGAUGACCUGGCCAAGGAAGGUGAGCUGCCCAUGGAAGAGUUGCUGCAGAAAUAUGCUGGUGCCUAUGCCUCAGACUUUGAAAUGGAGGAGUCAGAUGCUUCAUCUGGAGCUUCAGAGCCUAGCACCUCAGAGUAUGAAGAGGAGUCAGAAGAAGAGGACACCAGUAGCCAGUCAGAUUCCACUGAAGAAGUGGGGAGUGAAAGUGAAGAGGAGGUUGCUGUUGAGGAGGAGGCUUCAGCGAGUCAGGAGGAGGACUUUGGUGUUGAGUACCUGCUGAAGCAAGAUGAGGAUUGUGAAGGUGAGGGAGAAAAUGACUCGGCUCCAACUCCAGGGCCCAAGAAGGAAAUCACGGACAUCGCAGCAGCCGCAGAGAGCCUGCAGCCCAAAGGCUACACCCUGGCUACUACGCAGGUGAAGACGCCCAUUCCUUAUCUGCUGCGAGGAACUCUGCGGGAAUAUCAGCACAUUGGACUGGACUGGUUGGUUACCAUGUAUGAGAAGAAACUCAACGGUAUUCUGGCUGAUGAGAUGGGGCUUGGCAAAACAAUCCAGACUAUCUCCCUGCUGGCGCACCUGGCCUGUGAAAAGGGUAGCUGGGGACCCCACCUGAUCAUUGUCCCCACCAGCGUCAUGCUGAACUGGGAGAUGGAGAUCAAGCGCUGGUGCCCCAGUUUCAAGAUCCUCACUUAUUAUGGGGCACAGAAGGAGCGCAAGCUGAAGCGGCAGGGCUGGACCAAACCAAAUGCCUUCCACAUCUGCAUCACCUCAUACAAGCUGGUGCUGCAGGACCACCAAGCCUUUCGGCGGAAGAAUUGGAAGUAUCUGAUCCUGGAUGAAGCUCAAAAUAUUAAGAAUUUCAAAUCCCAGCGCUGGCAGUCUUUGCUCAACUUCAACAGCCAGAGGCGAUUGUUGCUGACUGGAACUCCUCUCCAGAACAGUUUAAUGGAACUGUGGUCCCUCAUGCACUUCCUGAUGCCCCACGUCUUCCAGUCACACCGUGAAUUCAAGGAAUGGUUUUCCAACCCUCUGACAGGCAUGAUUGAAGGCAGUCAGGAGUACAAUGAGAACCUAGUCAAGAGGCUGCACAAGGUGUUGCGCCCAUUCCUUUUGCGGAGGGUGAAAGUGGACGUAGAGAAGCAAAUGCCAAAGAAAUACGAGCAUGUCAUCAAGUGCCGGCUUUCCAAGCGCCAGCGUUAUCUCUAUGAUGAUUUUAUGGCCCAGGCUACCACCAAGGAGACGUUGGCAACAGGCCACUUCAUGAGCGUCAUCAACAUCCUGAUGCAGCUUCGUAAAGUCUGUAAUCACCCCAACCUCUUUGACCCAAGGCCCAUCCACUCACCAUUUAUCACGGAGGGUAUCUGCUUCAACACGGCCUCUCUUGUCCUGCAUGCCCUUGAUAACGACCCUUUCAAGCAUGUGGACAUGGGAAUUUUUGACUUGAUCAAUCUGGAGGGCCGUGUUUCCCGUUACGAGACGGACACAUUUCUGCCCAAGUGGAAGGUGACCAGGAAGCUGAUCGAGGAGAUUGCUGAGUCCCCUGAUCCUCCUCCCAGACCGAAACCAGUCAAAAUGAAAGUGAACAGGAUGCUGCAGCCUAUGCCGAAGACAGAGAACCGGACUGUGGUGCUGGUGAACAACCCUCGUCCAGCAGCUCCCCUGCAGAGACCCAUGACCCCUAUCCUUCCAGAGACACUGACCCCUGGUCUAGCUCCCAUUCAUCAUUCAAGCCCGAUCUUGCCAGGGCCUGUGCAGUCCCCCACGCUUCCUGUUUCCGUUUCUCUCCCUGUGCCACCUUCUCCAGUCACCAUGUCGAUACCAGUGCCGCCUCCUGCCAGACCACAGACCCCAACUCUAGUGCCUCCUCUGAGCCAGAACAACACAGCUGCUACUCUGCUCCACACCCAGGCGUCUGCUGCACAAGUCCUUCCCAUGGCCAUGACUGCUGCUCAGCUGAUCCCAAACGCUUCUCGACUUUCUUUGCCACCUACCCCUGUUUCUCCUACUGCAACGACCACCUCCUCCUUUAAGCUUGGUAUAGUGCCAGCUCCUGUGGGGCAAAUGCAGGCCCCCAGCACCCUGGCCAUGUCUGCUGUGGGGCAGCCACAGGCCCCCAGCACCCUGACCAUGCCUGCCAUAGGGCAGUCACAGGCCCCCAAUGCCCUGGCCAUGCCAGCCGUGGGGCAGCUGCAGGCCCCCAACACCCUGGCCGUGUCUGCUGUGGGGCAGCCGCAGACCUCCAACACCCUAGCCAUGUCGGCUAUGGGGCAGCCACAGGCCCCCAACACCCUGGCCAUGUCCACCGUGGGGCAGCUGCAGGGCAUGCCUGUUGUGGGGCAGCCGCAGGCUCCCAGCACCCAGACCAUGUCCCUUGUGGGGCAGCCGCAGGCCGUGUCUGCUGUGGGACAGCCACAGGCUCUCAAUACCCUGGCCGUGUCCACCAUGGGGCAGUCUCAGACCCCCAACACGUUGGCUAUGUCUGUUGUGGGGCAGCCACAGGCUGUGUCCACCAUGGGGCAGCCGCCAGUCCCCAACAGCCUGGCUGUAUCUGGUAUGGUGCAGCCGCAGGCCAUGUCUACCAUGGGGCAGUCACAAGUCCCCAACACCCUGACUGUGCCUGCUGUGGGGCAGCCACAGGCCUCCAACACCCUGGCUGUAUCUGCCAUGGGGCAGCCACAGGCCAUGUCCAUUAUGGGGCAGCCGCAGGCUCCCCACACCCCAGCCAUGUCUGCUGUGGGGCAGCCACAGACCCCCAACCCCCUGGCCAUGUCCACUGUGGGGCAGGCACAAGCCCCCAACAUGCUGGACCCAGCACCUGCAGCACAGCAGUCUACCAGCACUAUGGGCUCAGGCACUAUUGGAGGGAUGCUGAAGCCAAUGAACGUUCAUUCUGCUGUCCCCGCCUUGCCUGGCUACAACUUUGCAACUGCUGGAGCUCUGCAGCAACGGCUCCUGCUGUCCCCAGAUAUGCAGGCACGACUGCCCUCGGGUGAGGUCGUCAGCAUUGGACAACUUGCAUCACUGGCCAACCGGCCCCUCCAGAGCGCUCCAGGCAGCAAACCCCUCACUUUCCAGAUCCAAGGCAACAAGCUGACCUUGACAGGGACUCAGGUGCGCCAGGUCACGAUGCCUCAGCCCACCCGACAGCUGCCAAUGCCCUCCUCGGCAGUGAACAGCUCUGGUGUGGUGAAGAUAGUAGUGCGACAGGCCCCUCGUGAUGGGCUGGUGUCUCCUCCUCCUGGACCACAGCAGCCACCAUUGCGCCCUGCUACACCAACAACUGCUUCUUUGCCUGGCCUUCCGGCAUCUCUGAUGGCCCAACGAGCCCCACUCUCCAUGAAUCCUGUGCCACCAAUCAGGAUACCCACUCAGCCGCAGAUGCCGGUGCGCCCGUCCACACCAGCUCCCUUGCAAGCCCUCGUGAGGCCUACUCUGCGAAUGCUACAGGCGCCAAACCCCAGCAUGGAACAGCAGAUGGUGUCAGCUCCCUUGCCUUCCUCAGUGGCUCCAUUCGCUCUCUCCCCAGCUGGCACUGUCACUGUCAGCGCAUCCCCUGCCAUGGCUCCCCAGACCACCUCAAGCCCAGUGCCCAGGGAAGAACCAGAGAUGCUGCUGCUCCGCUCCACAACACCCACUCCACCUCCCCCUUCGAUCCUUGCCCCACGGCCAAGGCGACAGCCACCUCCCCCACCUCGUUCUCCCUUCUAUCUGGAAUCACUUGAAGAUAAGCGGAAGAAGCAGAAGGAGGAGCGCCUGGACCGGCUCUUCCGCCUCAACGAGCAGCACUGCAACCUUGCGCCCAUAUACGGCACGGAGGUGCUACAAUUUUGUACCCUCUUCCCCCCUGCGCCUGCUGUGUGGAGGAACGAGGAGGAGGAAAGUGAUGAGCAAGUGGUGGCAGCCCAGGACAUCAAACCGAAGGGCUGGAGAGGAGCUAGCUACGCCCACUGCUAUGCAGCUCAAGUACAGAGAGAUCCCCAGAGCCUCGCUUCCUACUGGCAGCGCUCAGAGGCCUUGGCCCAGGCAAUCCUGACACCCCAGCAACGCAUCGAGCAACUGACAGACAUUAUAGAGAGGUUCAUUUUCGUUAUGCCUCCUGUGGAGGCUCCCGCCAUCACCAUGCACACCUCUCACCCGCCCCCAUCGCUCCUGCUCCAGCAGGCUGUCUUUAAGGAGACACUGCGCCAAGAGUUCUCGUCCCGUGCCAGUUGCCUGCAUCGCAUCAUCUGCAACAUGAGGACUCAGUUCCCUGACCUCCGCCUCAUCCAAUAUGACUGCGGGAAGCUGCAGACAUUGGAUGUUCUGCUGCGGCAACUUAAGGCUGGAGCCCAUCGAGUCCUCAUCUUCACCCAGAUGACUCGCAUGUUGGACGUGCUGGAGCAGUUCCUCAAUUACCAUGGGCAUAUCUACCUGCGGUUGGAUGGGAGUACACGUGUGGAGCAGCGGCAGGCACUGAUGGAGCGUUUCAACGCAGACAAGCGCAUCUUCUGUUUCAUCCUGUCAACACGCAGUGGUGGCGUGGGGGUGAACCUGACAGGUGCUGACACUGUGGUGUUCUAUGAUAGCGACUGGAACCCCACUAUGGAUGCCCAGGCCCAGGACCGCUGCCACCGUAUUGGGCAGACACGGGAUGUUCACAUCUACAGAUUGAUCAGCGAAAGGACAGUGGAGGAAAAUAUCUUGAAGAAAGCUAAUCAGAAGAGGAUGCUGGGAGACAUGGCCAUUGAGGGGGGCAACUUCACCACAGCCUAUUUUAAACAGCAAACCAUCCGCGAUCUGUUUGACAUGCCACUGGAUGAACCAGGCAAGAAAGAAGGAGAGGGCCCCCCUCCAGCUCAGGAGGAGGAAGAGGACCCCAUGGCCACCAAGCAGGCUCAGAUUCUGGAGCAGGCUCUGUGCAGAGCAGAGGACCCCGAGGACAUCCGAGCGGCCACCCAAGCCAAGGCAGAGCAAGUGGCUGAUCUGGCUGAGUUCAAUGAGAACAUCCCUUUGGAUACAGAAGACAGACCCAGCAGGGAAGAGGAAGAGGAGAUGUCGAAGGCAGAGCAGGAAAUUGCUUCGCUGGUUGAACAGCUCACUCCCAUUGAACGCUAUGCCAUGAACUUCCUGGAGGCGUCUCUGGAGGACAUCAGUCGAGAGGAACUGAAGCAGGCAGAGGAACAGGUGGAAGCUGCCCGCAAGGACAUUGACCAGGCUAAAGAUGAAGUGGUCUUCAAGCUGCCAGAAGAUGAAGAUGAGAGCCUGCUUACUGAGGAAGUCUCCAGCAAGAAGAGCAAGAAGGCCAGGGUUUCCAGCCGCACAGCCUCAGAAAGGACAGGCACCCGCGUCAGCGAAAGAUUGCGUAGCACACGACAAAUGCUGCGAGAUGGGGAUGGCGGGGAUGCAGAGUCCCCCCAAGGGAGGCUGCCCAACCUCCGACAUUCCCGGAUGGCUGCGGAAGAGGAGGAGGACGGCCUGCCUCAGGUGGCCCAGCACACACGAGGUGCUGCCAUACGAAGGGAGUUGGUGCGGGAGGAAACACCAGCGCAUCCUGUCCUGCAUGCUCGAAGGACCAUGGUUCGCCGAGAGGAGCUGUGGACGAAACCACCGACCACUGCAGAGAGGCUGCAGAAAACAGCCCUGUACAGGACUGAGGCAUUCACUUCCAGUGAUAGGGUUUUGAGAACUAAUCCUCACAGGACAGACACCCCGCCUGCUGGGGAGAAGGUGCUGCGAGUUACUCCCCCAAAGCCAGAUCUAGGUGCUGCUGGUGAUAGGAUGCAAAGAGGAACUCAGCCUACUGGUGACAGGCUGCCCCGAGGUGCCCCACAAAGAGCAGAUACCAGUGUGGAUAAAGUUCUGAGGCUGGGUCAGCAGAAACCUGAGAAACCCAUUGGGCUGGACAAACUGCAGAGCAGCCCCUCUAGGCCUGAUGUCCCAGCCUCUGGGGCACAGAUCUCCCAGCUCCACCCACAAGGACUUGACAGAGAGGCAGUCAGAUUAAAGGUGGAUUUAAGAGAGCAGAAAGAAAGUGAAGUGUCCCCUGUCCGUCUCUCCUCCUCUGAAUUGCAAGCCUCCAAGGAUGUCCCAGGCGUUGAGCUAGCAGCAUGUCUGGCACAAGAUGGUCCAGCGGCUGUUGAGAAGCCAUUGAAUAUACAGACACCGGCUGUCACAGAGAAGGCCAUUGUGGAGAAGGCACCAGGCCCAGUCACUCCAGUUGCCACUGUGGAACUACCACGUGAAAGCAAACUAGAGGAUGCACAUGAAGUAGGUCUUGCUGUGGAGGUUCAGGAGUGCCUGUCUAGGCCAGAAGAAGAAAAGGGCAGCACUGUGAAACAACAAGAUUCACUGAACUCUGUGGAUGAUGUACCCACGCAGGAAGCUCAAGAGGGAACUCCUUUGGGCAGCGCUGAUAGGACAGUGUCUGAAGGAGCCAUCUCUAAAAGCUCAGAGGACACCCCUGUGCAAAACACAGGCAGAGCAACUCCUGAGUCUGUUAGUGAAGCCACCAAGGUUGAAGUGCCUGUGCUGAUUCCAGACCAGUCUGUGGCAGCUGCUGAUUGUCUCCCUCAACUGGAAAUUCUGCCUCGUGUUAAAGAACAAAAUGGUUUGGAGCAGCCUCCCAGAACUGGCAGCUUGCCUCUUCCUGUUCCAAACUCCCUGAACGAGCCCAAGCCUAAAAUGCUGCCUCCAGAGACUGUGCUGCCAACACCAGAGCCAGCGAUAAGUGAAACCGGCAGCCUCAAGGAAUCGCCCAGGCAGGAGCAAGGGGUGGUAGGGAAGCCGCUGACUGGGGGUGAGCUGCAAAACAAAGAAGCCAAGGUUCCAUCUGGCUGCACAGAGGCUGGUGCUGUACAAGAGAGUCCAUUAGCUGCUGCUGUAAUCUCCUCAGGAGUUCUGUUCUCAGAUGAGAAUCCUUCACCGGCCAGAGUGCCCCGCCGUCGAACCAGUGCGGAUGUCCUGAUCCUGCGGAGUGGUCAGGGCAAAGAUGGCCCUGCUGCCAAAGUUUUGCGCAAACUGCCAGGCCGCCUGGUCACUGUGGUGGAGGAGAAAGAGCUGAUUCGACGGCGACGUAACCGUAUGCGCAGACUUGAUGCCGCCAGCAUUGCCAUGUUGAGUCCUAGCAACAGCUCAACCCAGAGUGUGCUAGAACCAGAGACUUCCCCCUCUGGCAAGGAGUUGCCACUGCUCCGUGACUUACCUGCCCGUCGGAGGAUUGAACUGGAGAGCCGGGCAGCAGCCAAGGAGAAAGGUGCUGUGAGAGAAGAGCUGCUCGUUAAUGCUUCCACUGAGCCUGUCAAACGUAAACGAGGACGUCCCCCCAAGAACAAGUGCCCUGAGCGCCAGAGUUCAGGGUUGCCACAACCCAGCCUUGAACCAGCCCUGGAAAACAACCCCCAAAGCAAGGCACUGGAGAAGGUCCCAGAGGUCCAACCCCCAAAUAAGGCAUUGGAGAAAAAGACACCCAAGGCAAUCUCUGCCAAGAGAGAGUCUCUCAAGAAUAAGCUUCCGAGUAGCAAAAAUGACUCUCCUGUAGAAAAACGUAGGCGUGGCCGUCCCCCUAAGGUACGGGACCCCCCUGUCAUUCCACCCAAGCCACCUGCCUCUGAUACGCCACCAGCCACACUUACAAAACCUCUGGUCACAGAGCUACCCUCUAAGGCAUCAGAGCAGACGAACACAUCCAUUGGGCCUGCCCCAGUGAUAGAGGCAACAUCUAGGGUGAAUGAAUCAGCAGGCCUUCAUCCUAAACCAACUUUCAUCUCAAAAAGCUCCCCUAAAAGACGGAACCGUAUGACCACACAUCCCAAACUCGCAUCAAAAUCCGUUCCUAAGGCAAAAGAGUUAAUAGCCAGGCCUCCAAAACCUCUUUCCAAGUCAUCUACAGAAGUACCUGAACCAUUUGCAAGUCCAUCAACAACACAGCCUUCCUCAGAGGUGCAGGGGCUGCCUUCUCCACCAUGCCCACCACCCCAGACUGUCCUUACUCCCCCAUCAGCAGAAACUCCACCAAAACGGAAGAGGGGUCGACCCCCAAAGAACUCGCCCUCUCCCCGUGUGGAGGUGGCACAACCGCCGCCUUCAGCCUCUGACCAAGAGACCUCCAUAGACAACCAGGCCCCAGCUCCUCCUGUUCGCAAGCGGCGGAGGCGAAGGAGGAAGGAUGAACUGGGCCCGGCAUUGCCUAGUGUUAACCAGAGCUCAUCAGAGGGUGAGGAUGGCCGGCCACUGACCAGACUGGCUCUGCUGAAGCGUGAGGAAAAGCCAGAGUCGGGCAGUGAGGGUUUAGCACAGCCUUCCCCAAAGCACGUGGUCAUGGAGGGUCCUUCGUCAGCAGAGAGCAGUACUGGGGAACAGCCUUCAAGUGACACCCCCUCCCGUUCCACACGUCUCCGGCCCGGCAGCCUUGUUCCGCCACUGGAACGGGAGACCCAGCGACGGAAGCGGCGCGGCUCCUUGGCAGGCAGCCGAGUGAGCAACAGCAGCAGGAAGUCACCUGUUCCCCAAGCUGCCUCAGAGCAAGAAGGUGGAGAGUCGGAGUCCUCCCUGCGAUCAUCUUCUGAGUCGAGUGGUAACAAAAGCAUCCAGCAGCCCAAGCGCCAGUGCUGUAAACCUGGAGGGGCACGUGGCAGAGGGAGGGGCCAGCGGCACCGUGGGGGAUGGGCCAGCCGCAUUCUUCGUAGUGCAGCUAAGCCCUCUGAGAGCACCCGCUCGGCCUCCUCCCCCAUCCCCACACGGAAAGCAGGCCCAGCUUCCACAUCCACUUCGGCAGGGGUGCCCACUGGAGCGCCCUCCGCUGCCAGCUCUCCAGCCGCUCUGCUUACCUCCUCGCUAAGUAACAGAGGCCGCAAGCCCAAGACGUGACCACAGCGCAAGAAGUUAUGACGUAACUUCUCUGCGGGGGCGGUUCAGUGGCCAUUCCUUCCCCUGCACGCCUCUGAAGCAGAUUUAGCCUCCGCCCUCCCCUCGCUCUUGCUCCUCCCCUUCACACUGGGGCAGCAGAUGGGGCUCAAGUCUACCCGCACAGCUCCCUGCAUUCCAGACUUGACUGUUAGAGUACUACUUGAACGGAGGACGGUGAGCACACUUCAUUCCCAGUUGCUCCCUGAGUGGAGCAAGGGGCACUCCUGCUGAAGUAGCUAGCUACCUGGGUAUGUCGCUCAGCUGUUCUGUCACUAUGGGACGUGGCAUGGCCAGCAGCACUUUCUCAAUGAAUUCUGCUACUUUCCUGAUUGGGGAGGGGGAAGCAGCUCCUAGAGUUACACUACAGGGCUCACACCAUCCCUGAAUGCCCCAGCAGUUCAGUACCAUUGGGCUUUCUGGGCACUUGCAUCCCGUGUCAUCUUUGGGGGUUACGUGCCAGCCCUCUUCUCUCCCCACCUCCCCCCCUAUUUCCCUCUCCACCCCAAAAGUAACACAGGGGAUGCCUCCUGGUUUAUAACAUGGCUAGCUCUUUUUUAAUAGCUUUGGGUUGGUUUUUAAAUGACAGUGACCAAAUGCUGGCUCUCUAUCUCCCUCUGGAUUGUUCCCCUCUGCUUAUUCUGUUCUCAGCUUGGAGUCCUCUUGAGGCACAGCAGUAGACAAGCGGAGCCCUCCGAAUGAGGCACGAGGCUGCCCCGCGGGGAAGGUAGUGCCUCCACUGCUUGCGCCACCACACACACACAGACAUUUACAUGCACCAGGAGAAAACUCUUAUUUUUAAUGAUGUAAAUUGCAGUCUUGCUGCUCCAAGGACUCUGUGGGUAUCUCAGUUUGCUCAGAUCCUCUCCCCUUCCUUUCUCUCCCCCCCCCCAUCACUCUGUGUACAGCUCUCAUUGUAAAAUAGGUUCUUUUGAACAUAAUCUAUGCAAAGGUUAUUUUGUAUAGGGGAGCACAACGUUCCCUCCCCUCCACCGCAGUGGGAUGAUGGGGCGGCAGUGGUUCUCUGGUUUUGGGGAGGGGGUGCCGUUGGGGUGGAGGGGGAGGUGUUCCUAUGGAGCUGUCUUUCCUACUGAAGCAUGUUCAGAACUUGUACAGAAGACCGGUGUAAUCUUUCUUCAGAAUAAUGCUAUGAAUAAAGUGUUAAAAAAAAAAGGAAAACCAACAGCACACCAAA
This is a messenger RNA of Heteronotia binoei (common prickly gecko), 10866 nucleotides long. It is a transcript of the gene SRCAP, whose product is annotated as Snf2 related CREBBP activator protein. Gene Ontology annotation, molecular function: ATP binding; ATP hydrolysis activity; histone binding. The record is from RefSeq and is a predicted model, not a curated record. The coding region runs from base 6 to 9635 and encodes 3209 amino acids. Gene Ontology annotation, cellular component: Swr1 complex. The transcript is spliced from 28 exons. NCBI's taxonomy places the organism in Eukaryota, Metazoa, Chordata, Lepidosauria, Squamata, Gekkonidae.